Ophidiomyces ophidiicola is the source of this 1113-nucleotide messenger RNA. RefSeq lists its product as uncharacterized. The transcript has a single exon. Lineage: Eukaryota; Fungi; Ascomycota; Eurotiomycetes; Onygenales; Onygenaceae. The record is from RefSeq and is a predicted model, not a curated record. Bases 1 to 1113 code for a protein of 370 amino acids. Gene Ontology annotation, molecular function: nickel cation binding.
AUGGCCUCCAAUAUCUUAAACUCUCCAUUCUCAACCGCGAUCCCUCCAGGCCAUGGCAAAGUUGUGCUCUCAGUCCUCCCUCCUGGUAUUCCAUCUCUCAGCACCCUUUCGUACAAAUACCCCCUAAAGUUGAUUUCGCGUGUGUCGACCUGCAACUCUGAGACAUCCACUGUUAGCCCAUUACACCUAUACGUGCUCUCAUAUGGCGGUGGAUUGUUACCAGGGGACCAUAUCAACGUUUGCAUAGAGUUGAAACCUCACAGCAAACUUGUUGUCACUACACCUCAAGGUAGUACGAAAAUAUUCAAGACCGAACCUCGAUUAUCGCAGAAAGGCAGCCCCCCUGGGGUUGCAGACAACCUAAAGUCCGAUAGAAGUCAGCAGAUAGUCAACGUUGAUUUAUGCCCUGAAUCUAGCCUGUGUUAUCUACCUGACCCGGCCGUACCAUUUAAGAACAGCAAAUAUGAGCAGAUUCAGCUAUUUACCUUUCUCGAGGGAGAAUAUUGCGGCUCACAGGAACCCAUAGAAAACGAACUACCGAACAGGAAAUCGCGCCGACCAAGCCUGUGUAUCCUCGAUUGGGUGACGGAGGGACGUAGUGCCAGAGGCGAAAAAUGGUCAUUUGAUCUAUGGCAUAGCCGUAAUGAAGUAUGGGUCAAAGAUUGCAAGACAGGGCGAAAAAGACUUCUUUUUCGCGACAAUUUAACAUUGAGCAAUGAAGCAGGACCAUCUGACCCAGGCGCUGAAAAUCGAGCACACCCAUUAGCAAUGCCUCCUUCUAUUAUUGCUCGGACUGCUCCACACACUGUUCUAGGCACUUUGAUUCUAUACGGUCCCCUGUUUGAUUCACUCUCUGCAUUUUUCAUGAAUGCCUUCUCCUCAGAACCUCGAAUUGGAGCUCGUAACUGGUCUUCUAACAAAUCUUCGGAUGAACAAAGCGCCCAGAAGCCUCCUAUUAUAACAUGGACAGCAGCACAGGUACGGUCGGGCUUUGUGCUGGUCAAAUUUGGCGCUCCAGAUUUUGAAUCGGCGAAACGGUGGCUAGGUGGUAUGCUCCGAGAAGAAGGCAGUAUAAUGAAGGAAUUUGGUGAUGAGGCGUUGUCUUACCUUUAA